Messenger RNA from Diachasma alloeum, 2303 nucleotides. RefSeq names its product BTB/POZ domain-containing protein 6 (gene axed). Gene Ontology annotation, biological process: neurogenesis. Bases 314 to 1627 code for a protein of 437 amino acids. Gene Ontology annotation, cellular component: cytosol; P-body. Lineage: Eukaryota; Metazoa; Arthropoda; Insecta; Hymenoptera; Braconidae. The transcript is spliced from 5 exons. The record is from RefSeq and is a predicted model, not a curated record. Gene Ontology annotation, molecular function: protein binding.
CUUCACAGGAUGUUUAUAAACAAACAGAUAAAGACUACUAUAAGCAAGUGUAAACGCAACUCCAGUCUUCAUCGAUGGCAGUACUGAGGCCUGACUCAUUUGGGUUUAAAGAAAAAAAAAGGGGGAGUGCGACGUUUGUAACGAGAUCGAUGGGAUUUCUUCUUCAGUUUGUGGGGAACUGUUGAGUGCGAGGGAUGUGACAAUUACCUUGGGCUUCUCACGUCAUCAAUUGAAUAAUUGAGAGUAAUAUAAUCAAAAGAAAAAGUAUCUUGGAAAGAUCGAGAUGUUAUCGUAGUGAAUUUUGAUUAUUCUAAUGGUGCGGAAAGUGUCAUGGACGGAUAAUUCGACCCCUCGGUGCGUUGAUAACGCAACGAUAACCGCAAUGCCUCUGUCAGGGGAGAACGUGGGAUGUCGUUUGGAGACCGAGAGAACCCUGGAAAUCCUGAAGAAUCGAUUGUAUUCUAGGAGGAUUAUUCCACUAUCUGGUGGUGACGGAUUUAAAGGGAUGUCUAGGGUGCCACUGAUACAGACAGCGAUGAGAGGUGGGGAAGAUGACAAUCCGCAUGAUAAAGUUAUUUUCGAGGUGGGACUACCUGGCGAUACAUGGAAAUACAGCGUAGAUCGUCAGAGUCUCGCUGAGAAGUCCGAAUGGUUCCGUGCCAUGUUAGUGGGACCAUUUGCACCACCACCGAGUGAUCCUCCUCCCACAGUGGCAAUGCCGCACGUCGACAAACGAGCGUUUGAUAAUCUCUUCAGUCAUAUUCGUGGUGAAUCCGUGAAUUUCAGUGGUGUGGUGACCGCAAGAGCAACCCUGGAUAUUGCACAUUACUACUUGUGCCCGGAAUUGGCAAAAAUGGCCGUGGAUUACCUCACUAAGAACCUCGACGCCUCCUCAGUGCUUGCGGUUUACCAUGGUCUGCAUCUUUAUGCACUUGGCGAUGUGGAUACGGGGGAGAGGGGGCCCUCGGCGCCACCAUUACCUGGAGAUGAUGCUAAUGAAAUUGCUGUGGCAUGCACCAAAUUAUUGAUCGCCUGCUUGGCUGUAAUCGACGGUGCUCCAGACGACGUACUGCGUCAAGAGGCUUUCGAGGAGUUGAGCAUACACGAAGUUGCAAACCUCGCUCGGAGGGACGAUCUCAAGCUCGCCAAAGAGAGUGUUCUAUUCCGUGCUUUAGACAGAUGGGCAGCCUCAGAUUGUCGGAGACGUGGGUUGGAACCCAAUGUCGCCAAUAAGAGACAUGCCCUGAGUGAUGACGUCUGGUACAGUGUCAGGUACCUUCUCAUGGAUGAUAAAGAGUUCAUUGAGGGACCUAUGGCUAGUGGGCUUCUCAGUAGUACGGAGUCUGCGACCAUCGUGGCGAGGAUUCUGGGGCAUCAACAACAACGUGAAACUGAAAUGAAUCAAACCGUCCCUCAUCGCCUAUCCACAACCCCAAGAAGACGUAAAUCUCCGUCGAAGAAGAACCCAGCGAAGAAUAAAUCAAAGAACUCGGGCAUGAAACCAGGCAAAAAAGAAUGCGAGGACAACAAAAAAAAUCGCAGAAAAGAGUGCGCUAGUCAGAGCCAACGGGUUUGUUCGCGCGUUGGUGAUUUGGUCGUUCGUGUUCUCGCCUGUGUUUUUGACUGAAGAAUAUUACUUAUAGAAUGAUUGUUAGACUAAUCGAAUUGUUCGUUUAAUUUCAAUUGAGCCAAGUCGUGAGGGCAAUUUUACCAAUUAUUUUCAGACUGAUGGUCUCGACUUGAUUUAACUAAUUGAUUUUAGAUAUACGACAUUUUAUUACUGUUGAUCUCAAGAGAGACUUAGAGCAAUUCUUGUUGAUUGAUUGAAUGCCACCGAUUUUAUAACGAAAUAUUUUUAAUGUUUUUAUACGAUGAUAGUUGCGUCGGGAUGAAUUUUCGCGUAAUUUUCUUUUUAAGUUCAUUAUGACUUUAAGAGCCAAUCGCUGUGACCUAUAGUCUACUUGUAUUUUUGCUAUUUUUUUGUAGGAAAAUUGAUUAUUAUAUUUUUUGAUCAUGAUUAGUGAGAAUCGAUUCAUUUUUGUGGUCUAUUACUAGGUGGAUUACAUGUUGAAUGUUGAUAUUACGCAAUCAGUUCGUUGUGUUCAUGGUUGUUGAGAGUAUACCGAUGUUUAAACUUUGAAUAGGAAUGUGAAAUUUAAUAGGUGGAGAUGAUGUUUCAUUGUUUAUUGGAUUGUUUAAUUGAAUUUUAUUUUCGAUAGGUAAAUUUGAGUAUGGAUUAUUGAAUAGGAUGAUGUAAAAUGAUGGAUCGAUCUAAUAUAAUAAAUCAUUGCGAAUAAAUCUGA